GAGGAGGAGGAGGAGGAAGAGGAACAGCAGGAGAGGAGGGGGCGCAGAGGCACGGUCCCCUGUGCCCUGACCCAGAGCCGGGUUCUCAGCUUCCUGCGUCCCUUCUCUUCUGCGCGCGUCUCUGUUGGGGUAUCUCCUCUGCAUCUCUGCUCGUGCCCCUCGUCUCUGUUUCCCUGUCUCUGUCACGCUGUCUCAGGGACUCUCAGACCCCAUCCUCUCGGUCUCCGUCUGCGCGGGACUCCAGGCAUCCCGCUUCCCUCGCCCCGCGCCCCGGGGUCUCCUUCCCGCGGACGCCGUGGGGCCAUGGCUGCGGGAUCCGAACUUUAAACACUUCUCCCCGGACCGGAGCAGAUGCGCAAGGCGCUGAAAUAUCUCUGUCUCCCCCUCGCUGGUUUCCGCUCAGAUUAAGCCGGGGACCUAAUUCCAGGCCCAGGAUCGAAUUUUCUGGCAACAAAGGGAAAUAGCGAAUCGAUCGGUCGCUCCGGAGAUUAAGAGACAAGCGGCGCGCGGAUCUAUCACAGCUAAACGGCCCCCCCGCCCGCUCCCCCCGCCCCGCCGGCCCGCCGAGGCCCAGACGCGCUCCGCAUCGCCAAACAGCCUCAGGAGCCCGAGCUGCCCGGCAGGCCCAGGCCUCCCCAAGCCCAGAGCUGGAGCCGCGGGAGGAACUUGUGAGCUCCGACUGGCUCCUGGGAAGACAGCACACCUGUGCUUCAGGGCUCGCUCUGCCAUGGACUGUAGCUGCGUCUCAGACCUUCUCUUCGCCCCGCCUGCCCUGCCUGCUCUCUGGACCCCUGGGUUUGCCUUCCCAGACUGGGCCUACAAGCCGGAGUCCUCCCCUGGCUCGAGGCAGAUCCAGCUGUGGCACUUCAUCCUGGAGCUGCUGCAGAAGGAGGAGUACCAGGGCGUCAUCGCCUGGCAGGGGGACUAUGGGGAAUUUGUCAUCAAGGACCCUGAUGAGGUGGCCCGUCUAUGGGGCAUUCGCAAGUGCAAGCCCCACAUGAAUUAUGACAAGCUGAGCCGGGCCCUGCGUUACUACUACAACAAGCGCAUUCUCCACAAGACCAAAGGGAAGAGGUUCACGUACAAAUUCAACUUCAGCAAAGUUGUGCUUGUCAAUUAUCCACUGCUGGACAUGGCUGCUGCUGCUACUGGCUCCCCACUCUUGUUGACACCUGGACCCUUUGGGGGGGCGCCUGGGCCAGAUGCUCCACCCCUGACCCCUGAGACCCUGCAGAACCUGUUCUCUACCCCACGCCUAGGAGAGCCAGGGGGUCGGACACCCCUAUUCGCCCCAGAGACUGAUAAACUACGUUUGGACAGUCCCUUCCCAUUCCUGGGUUCUGGUGCCACCAGCUACUCCAAGCCCCCCAGCCUGUUGGGUCCUUACGGCCGCGCCUUCCCUGACUACCCCUGGAACUUUAACCCAUACCUCACGGGCCCUUUCCCCAAGUUGCCUACCUCUCUCUACCCACCUCACUUCUACCCUAACCCAUUGGGUUCCCUGGGACACUUGCCCUCUGCAGGAGCAGGGGGAGGUCCCAUGGCUGCACCCCUGCUUGCUGCAACAGGGGAGGGCCUGGGCCCUGAGCGCCCCUCGGGGCUGGCAGUCGCCCCUCGUCUGGCACUGCCAGGGGCGGGAGGUCCAGAGGCCACUCAGGGUGGGAAGGAGGACAGCGACUCUGAGCUGGAGAUCACCGACGUCAGCGGCUGCAGCUCUGACAGUGAAGGCGAUGAGGGUCUACCCGCAUCCCCCAAGACUAAGACAGGCAAAGGGGGGAGCGGCAGCUGAGCGGUGCAGGGUGGAUUCCGCUGGUGACCAGGGUAGUCUGGUCUGCCCUUAACACCAGCCCAAGGCCCAGGACUAGCCCUUGGCACCUCCUGGCCAUCUCCUCCAAGACCUGAGUGGAGGUCACACCUUCUCCACAGAGUGGGAAAGGGAGAUGAUGGCCUCCAGUCUCCCCCAGGUUUCAAUUUGAGGGGGAAAACCAACUGGCCCCACUCUCAAAGUGCAAUAUGGCGCCCAGCCUCCCCGACCUCCUAUGUGCUGUGACCUGCGUGUUUGUGUGGCAGUGUCCCCAAUCCAGUGCCAGCCCCCUCUUGAAAUUCUCCCAGUCAGGUCCCCCUGGGGACAGGGAGCUCAGAGCAAUAACCCCGCCCCCACCCCCACCCCCAGAAGGGGUCCCUUCCCCAUUGGCUCCCCUUGAAAUCCCACAGCCACUUCCAGAGUUUACUACAACAAUAAAAGAACACGAGUGUG
Molecule: messenger RNA, 2257 nt
Organism: Myodes glareolus (Bank vole)
Lineage: Eukaryota; Metazoa; Chordata; Mammalia; Rodentia; Cricetidae
Source: RefSeq, a predicted model, not a curated record